UCUCGUUUUCUUUUCGGUAUCAUCCACUCUCACGAAGAGAUCCAUUUCACUGUUUCUCACUCGCUGCGAGUUGUUCUUCUUGUUAAUCUAAAAUCGGUGCAAACCUUUUGGCAAUUCGAAUGCAACAAAGAUGCCGAGAAUGGAAGAUAUUUUAAACCUUCCAGUGCAAGACCCUCCUUGUACGGAGUUCUCUGCUGCUCAUAUAAAUUGGGUAAAAUUAGAAGGUGGUCGGCAAGGCGGUGAUGAUAUUGCUUUGAUUCCUUUUGCCAGAGUUGAUGAUUUUGUGAAAGGUGAAUCUUCCAAUCCAGAAUGCCCUGCUAGCUUCCGCAUAGAAUCAAGAAGGAAAAGACCUGUUGGCAGCAUCGCUAAACCAAGGGUUGAUGGCUAUCUUGAAUAUACACUAUACUGGUGUUCUUAUGGUCCUGAAGAAUACCGAGAGAGCGAUUCAGGUGUAGGGGAUGGCACAAGCAGCAAACCUGCUUCAGGGAAGGGGAGCAGGCCAGGGAGGCGGCACAUGAUGAGAGGCUGCCUUUGUCAUUUCACUGUUAAAAGACUAUACACACGACCCCUCCUUGCCCUAAUCAUAUAUAACCAAAGAAGGCAUGUAGAUAAAACAGGGGCACCGUGUCAUGGAAUACUUGACAGGGAUGCAGUAGGGACAAGAGCUAUGUAUGCUCCUCGAAUUUCAGAUGAGUUACGCCAGAAAGUGAUGUCUAUGCUUUAUGUUGGAAUAUCUUUGGACAAUAUAAUACAGCACCAUGCAGAGGUGAUGCAGAAGCAAGGUGGGCCACAAAACCGUGAUGAUUUUCUCACUCGAAAUGAUGUGCGUAACAUGGAAAGGACAAUUCGUAAUUCUUCACAUGAGCUAAAGGGAAAUGAUGAAUGCAGUGUAAAGAUAUGGGUCCAGCGACAUCAGAAGCAUGUUUUCUAUUUCCAAGAUAACUUGGGAUCAGAAUCAUUUGUUUUGGGUAUACAGACAGAUUGGCAGCUGCAACAAAUGCUUCGUUAUGGAAAUAGUAGUUUCAUUUCUUUUCAUUCAACAUUUGGCUUGAAGAAGCUUAAGUAUCUGGUAUGUUCUUUACUUGUUUUCGAUUCAUCCCAAAAUGCAAUUCCAGUUGCUUGGAUCAUCACUUCAUCUUUUGUCGGUAAAGAUAUUCAUAAGUGGAUUGGUUUGCUAUGUGAAAGAUUACGAACCAAGGAUCCCAGAUGGAGGCCUAAUGCUAUUUUGUUAGAUGAUCCAUCUUUUGACUAUUCUAUCUUAAGAGAGGCUUUCCAGUGUCGCAUCCUAUUAUGUGCCUGGCAUGUUCGCCGUACUUGGAUAAAAAAGCUUUUCAAGAAAUGCUGCAACUUCGAGGUGCAACGGGAGAUGUUUAGGCAUUUGGGAUGGAUUCUGUACUGUACAAGAUGUGGGCCAAAUGCUAUGGAUGCUGUUGAAGAGCUUAUGCAAAUCUUUGUUGACCAGUGUGCUUUCAUGGACUAUUUCAAGAGCCAUUGGCUAGCAACUAUAGAUAUGUGGAUUAAUGGCAUAAAGUCACUCCCCGUGACAACUCCCGAGCCACAUGCUGCAAUAGAAUUCUAUCACCUAAAAUUAAAGUCCACGCUUUUGAAGGAGACUUAUGCUAAUUUCUGGCCAAGAGUUGACUGGUUAAUCCACACCUUAACUACAGAAUUUCACUCGAUAUACUGGCUAGAUCAAUACAGUUUAGAGACUGGUUAUUUACAGAAUCUACGGGACAAUUCUUUCUCCAGUAAUGCUUGGUAUCAUGCUCUUCAUAUUCCAGAUGUUGAUGUAAUAUUGGAUGAGCAAAAUCUUCAUCUUGCAAAAAUUUUAUCUCAAACUGACAGAAGUUUAGCAUAUACAGUUUGGAAUCCUGGUUCAGAAUUUUCACUCUGUGAUUGUUCCUGGUCUAGGCUGGGAAACCUCUGUAAACAUGUCAUCAAGGUGGCAACUUUCUGUAGAAGUCGACAGGUUGCAAGGCCAUUAUUGUCUGCUCAAGUUUAUAAUCAGGCUUUGCUCACCCUUCUCCAUAAUUCUCCAGAUGAUCCUUUGGUUCUUGAUCAUGCCAUUCUACAUGUGGCUCGUUUGCAACAAGACAUUAAAGCAUUGGAAGACUUGUCCAAUAGUGGGUUACUCCAGCCUUUAGCCCCUGAUUUAAGUUCUCAAAUGGCUGAAAAUCCUCUGCUUCUUCGGCGCCUCUAGUGACUAGCUACUUUCGAAAGGAGAAUGACUGUCUUCUGGUUAAUGCUCAUUUUUAUGCUUAUGCGGCUAAGACUACUUCAUGAUCCUAGAGCAAUCAAUUUGCAAGAAUUAAAAAUGAUAAAAUUUUGCUUUUAAGAACGUUCCGCAACUAUUCAGUUCAGAAGCCACAACCUCUACUUGCCGAAGUAAUUUUCUUCAAUGUAGGUGGAGCUUGACCUAGGGUUGUAUCUGGGGCUAUUGGAGGUCUGAGGUGGCUUCUGCAUAGCGGCAUAUUUGAGGCUGUUGUCUGGCAGACAUUAUAUACAAUCAUAUGCUUUCCCCGCUUAGAGGAAGAGCAGAUCCAGGGUGCCAAAAGAAAUGAGAAGGGAAGGAACAAAACGCUCAGGAUCAUGUUGAGUGAUUGGAAGUUUGAUCCACUGUUUUUGUGUCAGCAUGCGCCUUGCAGAUGGUGAUUACCAGAAUUUGAGGUCUUUAUUAUUGAAGGUGGAGAUAUUCAUGUCAUGUGGUUCCCAGGAAUCCCGUAAUUUCAGUUACGGCGUCUCUUGGUGUAGGAUAAAUCGUUAUUGUCGGAUGCCACGUAAUAAAAGGUGCAAAGAUAUGUUGAUAAAGACGUGUGCAUAGGCAAUGAGCCAAUCCACCCUAAUUGAACUGUAGUUCAACAAGAGCAUCACAAGAAGAGCUAUUACUAGAUAAGACUUCCAUGGUUAGCUGAGAUAGGUUGAAAAAUUCAAGUAAAGGGCACCAUGUUUCUUUCUUUCUACCCAAGGGAGUACGCUCAUUUGGGUUAGGCAUGUUACUUGAUGACAUAUCCUGAAUUUUUUUUUCUUGCAUUUGAUAAAAAAUAUGACAUGAUUGCACAUCACGCAGACCAAUAAUUUUUCAAUAUUCCCUAGCCCCCCCUAGUCAUAGAUAUGGCCAGUUCAAUAGAUCAGACCCUGACAAAAUUGUUGACGUAAUUUGUUUUGGUUUGUAGGUAAGAGACAAAUACCACAGGCAGGAUUGAUGCACAAGCAAAAUCCAAAGUUUUAUAGUUCAUCUGAAGUUACAGUUACUGUAACUUCAGAUAAAAAAAAAUGGUUAAACAUAAAGAGUAAUAAUAAUUCUUACGCAUACCAGAACUGAGACAUUUCCUGUGUCGCCAAUAUGUGGUCAAAUU
This is a messenger RNA of Gastrolobium bilobum, 3356 nucleotides long. RefSeq lists its product as uncharacterized. Gene Ontology annotation, molecular function: zinc ion binding. The record is from RefSeq and is a predicted model, not a curated record. Lineage: Eukaryota; Viridiplantae; Streptophyta; Magnoliopsida; Fabales; Fabaceae. The transcript has 9 exons. The coding region runs from base 131 to 2200 and encodes 689 amino acids.